GCGGGGCGACACAUUAACUUAUAAUUAUCUCACACUCGAAAUGGCGCGCUUGUGUUGUCUGUUGGUGGCAUUAGCCGUUGUCGGCUAUGGAGCUGCGGCGCCGGCACCCAUCAAAGGGGAGGGACGCUCUUUUGGACUACUCGGCGGUGGCUUCGGCGGCAGCGUGGGACUAAGUGCAGGGCUUGGCAUAAGUACGGGUCUCUAUAGUGGUUUCGGCGGUGGCGGCGGCGGUGGUUACUAUCCAGGAGGUGGCUCCUACGGCGGUGGCUACUAUCCCGGUGGCGGAUAUCAUCAUGGCGGUGGUGGAUAUGGCGGCGGUGGAUACGGCGGUGGUUACUAUCCAGGCGGUGGUUACAGUGGAUAUGGACACAGGCCUUAUUAUGGUGGUGGCGGUGGCGGUUACUAUCCAGGCGGUGGAGCCUACAACAACUAUGGAGGCUCAUAUGGCGGCCACUACAGCCAGUCGCAGUCGCAUUAUUCCAACAAUUAUCACAAUGGCGGCUAUGGCGGCGGCUUCUUUGGUUGA
Molecule: messenger RNA, 526 nt
Organism: Drosophila hydei
Lineage: Eukaryota; Metazoa; Arthropoda; Insecta; Diptera; Drosophilidae
Product: pupal cuticle protein Edg-91-like
Exons: 2
Coding region: 41-526 (161 amino acids)
Source: RefSeq, a predicted model, not a curated record